AUAAUAAUAACAAUAAAAUGUUAGCAAAAUUUUUUGUUUAUUAUUUAUCAUCGUCAAUUUUGUUUAUAACAAUAAUUACUAAAUGUAUAAACUGUGCCAAAGAUGAUAAAAAAGACCCGGUACCAAAAAUAUGCCAUGAGCUACCAUGGGUUGAACGGCAGGACUGGGGUGCCCGUCCAUCGAAACUAGAAUCGCUACCAUUCAGGCCACUACCUGUGCAACACGUAUUCAUACAUCAUACGGACAGUAUGGCCGGCCAGUGUCUGAACAAAACACUAUGUCUGGCGGCUGUCAAACAACUACAGGCCCACCAUAUGGAUCAGGAAGGUUGGGACGAUAUUGGUUACAACGAUAUCAUUGGCGGUGACGGUCGUAUCUAUAUGGGUAGGCCAUGGUUUACACCCGGUGUCCAACCCUUGGGUCUGGAAGAUAAGUCCCUGACGUUGGCACUGGUCGGCCAGUACGACAACAAUGAACCAACACCGGCAAUGCUAGCCGUGGCACGUAUGUGGCUGAACUGUACCCAGGGUCUGGGUGUAUUGGCCGGGGACUAUCAGCUACAUGGACACAGUGACCAAUCGUGUACCAACAGCCCGGGUCAACGUGUGUACGAUACUAUUAAAACGUGGCCACAGUUUCAAUCGGGACCAUUGGAUACCUACCAGUGUCCGGAUAGUAAAAAAUCGGGCGGAUCGGCUACUAAAAAACCAACUAAACCUACUGUUACUGCUACUACUACUACUGCUAAAGCUACUACUAAAGCUACAGGUGCUAAAAGUGGUGGUAAAGUUACUACUGCUAAAGCUGCCGGUGCUGCUACUACAACAAAAAAAGCUAGUAUUACUACUACUACUACUACUGCUAAAAAAGCUAGUAUUACUACUACUAAGCCUAAAAAGUAGAUCAACUACUACUGCUAACUAUUUUAAACUACCUGAGCGCUACUAAUUGUUUAAUGUACCUUAU
Molecule: messenger RNA, 966 nt
Organism: Oppia nitens
Lineage: Eukaryota; Metazoa; Arthropoda; Arachnida; Sarcoptiformes; Oppiidae
Product: peptidoglycan-recognition protein SC2-like
Exons: 2
Coding region: 18-902 (294 amino acids)
Biological process (GO): peptidoglycan catabolic process
Molecular function (GO): zinc ion binding; N-acetylmuramoyl-L-alanine amidase activity
Source: RefSeq, a predicted model, not a curated record